AUGGCGGUAUAUCUCAGAAACCGAAAAUUCUCACACUUGUUCCCUCUAACUCGCUUUCUGAACUCACCGAGAUGGAUCGAAACCAUAGCCUACGAAGAAGCGCGUGCUCACUCGGAAAAACCCUACACUUCCACGGCCGUAAUCAUCCAUGGCUUUCUGGGAUCCAACAGAAACUGGAGAUCGUUCUCUCGCAAUCUCUUGGCGACUCUCUCCGAUUCCUCUCCCUCUUCAAAUUGGAGGACGGUGUCGAUGGAUAUGAGGAAUCACGGGAAAUCGGCGGAGAGGAAACUGGAUCCGCCGCAUGAUUUGGUGAAUGCGGCUAAAGAUUUGGCGGAUUUGGUGAAGGCGGAAGGUUGGGAUUGGCCUGAGGUUGUUAUUGGGCACUCCAUGGGUGGAAAAGUGGCUCUGCAGUUUGCUCAUAGUUGCACUAGUGGUCAAUAUGGUGAUUCUGCUCAAUUGCCUAAACAGCUUUGGGUAUUGGAUUCAGUCCCUGGAGAAGUGAACACUGAAAACAAAAGCGAUGAAGUCCGCAAUGUUUUAAUGACUUUGGAAAGUUUACCGUCACAAAUCCCAUCUCGAAAGUGGCUUGUGAGUCAUCUGAUGGGACUUGGUUAUUCUAAAACAUUGGCAGACUGGAUAGGCACCAAUCUGAGAAAAGAGGGUGAUCAUGAGACAUGGAUAUUUGAUCUUAAAAGUGCUAAGGAGAUGUUUGAUUCUUACUGGGAAAAGUCCUAUUGGAAUCUAUUGGAGAACCCUCCAAAAGGUAUGGAAAUAGUAAUUGUGCGUGCCGAAAAGAGUGAUAGAUGGGACCAAGAGGCUAUCAAGCGGAUCCAAAAACUAGCUAGUCGAGGAGGAACCGAUUCUGUUGGAAAGGUUUCCUUCUGUGUUCUUCCAAAUGCUGGUCAUUGGGUUCAUGUUGACAACCCAAAGGGACUUCUUGAGAUUGUGGCUUCCAAGAUGGCAUCCCUUUAG
Molecule: messenger RNA, 972 nt
Organism: Vicia faba (fava bean)
Lineage: Eukaryota; Viridiplantae; Streptophyta; Magnoliopsida; Fabales; Fabaceae
Source: the annotation of a GenBank genome assembly